Molecule: messenger RNA, 1251 nt
Organism: Gekko japonicus
Lineage: Eukaryota; Metazoa; Chordata; Lepidosauria; Squamata; Gekkonidae
Product: keratin, type I cytoskeletal 17-like
Exons: 9
Coding region: 1-1251 (416 amino acids)
Molecular function (GO): structural molecule activity
Source: RefSeq, a predicted model, not a curated record
AUGACUACUUUCUUAAGCCGUAACCACUCCCUCUCGGGAGGGGUCCAGGGCCCCAGAUGUGGAAGCCUGCUUGCCUUAGCUAGAUCUCAGCCGAUGCCAAAUGUCUUUGGGGGGAGUGGGGUCAUCACUGGUAGCUUCUUGUCCCUUCCUAAGGAUGGGCUGAUGAAGCGAUAUGGGCAGGAGACCAGCGUCCUGGAUAUGAACCAGAAAGGCACCAUGCAGAAUUUGAAAGACCGCCUCGCUGCCUACCUGGAAAAGGUGAAAUCCCUGGAAGAAUCUAACGAAGAGCUGGAACAACACAUUUGGGAGGCCUGCGCAAAACGAGCGUUGGCUGGGCUUCCUGACCUGAGUGGGUAUUUCAACACUGCCAGUGAGCUGAGGGCGAAGAUCCAAGAAGAAGCCUUGAGAAAUGCUGGGCUGCUUGUACAGAUUGAUCAUGCCAAAAUGGCUGCGGAUGAUUUCAGAAUGAAGCUGGAAUCGGAGCUGGCCAUGCACCUGUCUAUGGAGGGGGACCUUGGCGGCCUGCGCAAGGCGCUGGAGGAGUUCAAAAUGAGCCAAGCUAGUCUGCAGGUGCAAGUAGACAACCUCCAGGAGGAAUUGGCUUUUCUGAAGAGCAACCACCAGGAGGAAGUCUCCUCUCUCCAGGGAAGGCUGGGGGGCACCAUCAAUGUGGAGGUGGACUCCGUACCUGGCAUCGACCUGCAGAAAAUCCUGGCUGAGAUCCGCGACCAGUAUGAACAAGUCAUGGAGGAGAACCGCAGGGAAGCUGAGGCGUUGCACAAGGCUCAGUGUGAUGCCAUCAGCCAGGAGGUCGCGGUCAGCACUGAAGCCUUCCAGAUGGCUCAGAUGAAGAUCAUGGAGCUGAAGCAGCUGGCCCAGGCCUUGGAGAUCGAGCUCCAGUCCCUCCACAACAUGAAAGCUGCCCUGGAAAGUACCUUGGCUGAGACCAAAUCCCGCUAUGGCACGGAGCUGUCUCAGCUGCGUGACCUUGCCGCUGCCAGGGAGGUCGAGCUGAUGCAGCUGAGGUCCGAUGCCCAGAACCAGGCUGAAGACUACAAACGACUGAUGGACAUCAAGACCAGACUGGAGCAGGAGAUUGCCACCUACAGGUGUCUGCUUGAAGGAUCAGAGGCUGACCCACCACUCCUCCCAGAGCCUUCUGCAACCCGCCGGGUGAAGACCCUCAUCGAAGAGCUGGUGGAUGGCAAGGUGGUCUCCUCUCGUGUAGAGGAGGUGGAGCAGCAGCUCUGA